This is a messenger RNA of Olea europaea var. sylvestris, 1621 nucleotides long. RefSeq lists its product as uncharacterized. The transcript has a single exon. The coding region runs from base 160 to 1302 and encodes 380 amino acids. NCBI's taxonomy places the organism in Eukaryota, Viridiplantae, Streptophyta, Magnoliopsida, Lamiales, Oleaceae. The record is from RefSeq and is a predicted model, not a curated record.
AGAGAUGCCACGAAGUUGCUUUCCACCCACCAUUAGCUUUAUUCUUCCACGUCCCCACUCUUUAUUAUUUUUACAUUUCUUCUCCUUUCUCUCAUCAUUCAUUAAUUCUUUCUUCUUCCCAGCAUUACAUUCAUGCCAUUGCCAUGAUACACCACAUCAAUGGCUAACUUCCAAUUCCGACCAUUUUUCUCCAUUUUUAUCCUCCUCUUCCUCCACCUGGGCUGCUUCAUCGUCUCCUCCUCCUCCUCCUCCCACCACCACCAAAACCGGCGGAAAAGGAAGCGUUCUCCUGAUCACCACCAGCUCAGCCACCGUAGAUUCUGCCCACCAAAAGCUUUGUCCUCUUCCUGGUCUUUCAUCAAACGCAUCUUCUCCUCCAACACCAUUUCCUCCCCAAUCCAGGUGCAUAAAGCUCCUUCAAUCCCAUCCCCGUCUUCCUCCACACGUUCUUUACGAUUAAAUCAACCCAUUAUCGUACACUAUACACCCCCAGAAACUCGAGUGUCGGAUUCUCCACUCAUUUCGAACCGACCCGAAUCCGAUAUCUCCUCCGAUCAACACUUCUUCCCUCUGCGAAACAACAUCUACCCAUGUCCCAUUUGCGGCGAAAUCUUCCAAAAAUCAAGCAUUCUUGAACAGCACCAGUCAACAAAGCAUGCAGUAUCGGAGCUCAUCGAUGGUGAUACGAGCAAGAACGUCGUUAGGAUCAUAUUCAAAACGGGUUGGCCCGAUAAGGCGAAGGAACCCAUUAUCCAUCGGAUCCUUAAGAUUCAUAACAGUCCCAAAAUACUAGCCAGGUUCGAGGAGUACAGAGAGUGCGUGAAGUCAAAGGCGGCCAAAAAUGGGGUCGUGAAGAGCAGGGAUGAGAGGUGUAUAGCUGAUGGCAAUGAACUGUUGAGAUUCCACUGUGCAACUUACACCUGCGACCUUGGGCAAAAUGGUAAUUCCACUUUAUGCAAUCAGCUGUACUGCGGCGUUUGCGGGAUUGUACAGAGUGGAUUCUCACCCAAGUUGGACGGAAUUUCGACGCUACUUACGAGUUGGAGGGCUCACAUGGCAAUCCCGGAGGAGAUGGAGCAAGAGUUCGAGUUCAUGCACAUGAAACGAGCCAUGUUGGUCUGUCGAGUCAUAGCGGGUCGGGUUGGGUCCGAUCCAGUCUCCUUUGAUAAGGACGAUCCAGGAUUCGAUUCUUUGGUGGGUCGGGCAACUGGGUUUUCCCCAAGAUUGGACGACGAGGAUGAGUUGUUGGUAUUUAAUCCGACGGCGGUGCUUCCUUGCUUUGUGAUAGAGUACACGGUGUAGCCUCGGUAAUUUUCUUGUUUUGGUCUCUCGGGUCAUAACGGGUCGGGCGUGAUCUCAUCUUGUUUGAUGAUCCCGGUUUAUGGGUUGGGGAAACGGAUUUCCCUCAAGAUUGGACGAUGAUGAUGAGCUCUUGGUGUUUAAUCCGAGGGUUGUGCUUCCUUGCUUUGUGAUAAAGUAGACUCUGUAAACCUUAAUUAUUUUUCUCUUUUAGUACCACCAUGUGCUUUUUCACCUUUUUCUCUACGUGUGAGACUCUGAGAGUGAAAAUUAUUGUCUAAAUUGGGUGAUUAAUCAUAAAUCAAGUAUUAAGUAACUAUUU